This is a messenger RNA of Durio zibethinus, 3286 nucleotides long. NCBI's taxonomy places the organism in Eukaryota, Viridiplantae, Streptophyta, Magnoliopsida, Malvales, Malvaceae. The record is from RefSeq and is a predicted model, not a curated record.
AACAAUAAUUAGGACUUUGGCUAAAAACUUUGACCAUCAACCAAUCCCCAUCUGACUUUUGUAAUGUAAGAAACUUCAACGAAUUGGUUGAAUAUUUGACAUUAGGUGGGGAGCGGGCCUUGCGGCGAUCAAACCCUCUCUUUCUCUCUCUUUUGAUUUCAUUCUUUGCCUACGACAUUUUAUCUAAACAGUUGAAAUUGAAUUCUUCUACUUUUUUUUUUGUUGCUUUCUUUUUUGUUUAAUAUGCAAGUGGGUGGGGUUUUGUUGACAUAGUAUUUAUUUGAGUGUGUAAUAUGAUUUAUGAAAAAAAAAAAUUACAAAAGGAGUCAAAUAAAGCAGCCCCUCUAUAAAAGAAGAGGAAACUUGGUUUUUUUCAGAGAAUUUAUUGCAAGAGAAAAAGAAAAAGCAAAAAACAAAGCUGUAUGGAGGAGAAUUUGAUGCAAAUAUCUGAUCAAGGAGAUGCAGUCAUGAAGAAAGAGAAGAGAGCUGAUUCUUCUGGGGAUGAAGAAGUUGCUGGUAGAAGGGAAGAGGUUGCAGCUCCUGAGGUAGAAGAGAAAAGACCAGAUCGAGAGAAUGAUGAUAUGAAGCCAUCAUCACCUGGAAAAAAGGAUUUAAGCAGCAACAAGCAGGUAUCUGUAAAAACUGAUACCGAAAGAUUCUCAAGCAUAGAACCUGACUACUCGAUGGCAUCUUCUUCAAGUCGAAAGGAGCAGGAUGAUCAACUUGAAUCUGCCAAAGCUGAGAUGGGAGAGGUUAGAGAAGAAAAUCAAAGACUAAAGAUGUACUUAAAUCGGAUAAUGAAGGAUUAUCAGAACCUGCAAAUGCAAUUCUAUGACAUUGUUCGACCAGAUGCAAAGAAAUCCACAGCUACAACAAAUAAUGACCACCAAGAAGUUGAAGAACUUGAGCUUGUUUCUCUUACCCUUGGAAGAUUUUCAAGUGAUUCAAGAAAAGAUGAUAAGAAGAGAACAUCUGGCCAAGGAAAAGAGGAGGAGAGAGGCAAAGAAGGUUUAUCUCUUGGCCUAGAUUACAAAUUUGUAGCUUCUAAAUCAGAUACAGAUGAUGAAGCUCUGCCAAAUCGAAGCCCAGCAAACAGUUCUCAGGAACCGAAGGAAGAAGAGACCUGGCCACCGAGCAAAGUUCUCAAGACAAUUAGAAGCGGAGAUGAUGAAGCUUUACAACAAAACCCUGUCAAGAAAGCUAGGGUUUGCGUAAGAGCCAGAUGCGAUACUCCUACGAUGAAUGAUGGAUGCCAAUGGCGGAAAUAUGGACAAAAGAUUGCUAAAGGAAAUCCUUGCCCUCGAGCAUAUUAUCGUUGCACUGUUGCACCUUCAUGCCCAGUGAGAAAACAGGUGCAAAGAUGUGCUGAGGACAUGUCCAUCUUAAUCACAACCUAUGAAGGAACACACAAUCAUCCACUUCCAAUGUCAGCCACCGCAAUGGCUUCCACCACUUCUGCAGCUGCUUCAAUGCUAUUGUCUGGUUCAUCAUCGAGCUCACAGCCUGGCUCCAAUGCUCCACCAACUUCCAACACCAUUCCUGCUAAUCUCCAUGGACUCAACUUUUAUCUAUCUGAUAACUCAAAAUCGAAGUUUUACUUGCCCAACUCUUCACUAUCGGCUGCCUCAUCACACCCAACAAUCACUCUGGACCUGACUUCAACACCAUCAUCAUCCUCAUCAUUUCCUUUCAAUAGGUUUUCUUCAGCUCAUCCCACAACCGCAAGAUAUCCUUCUACAAGUCUCAGCUUUGGUUCUUCAGAAUCCAACACCAUGUCUUGGGGCAAUGGGCUCCUUAGCUAUGGAAGUACUCAACCCUACAUGAAAAACCAAAUUGGAGCUCUGAACAUUGGAAGACCGCCGGCCAUGGAGAAUAGCAUUUAUCAAUCCUUCAUUCAAAAGAAUAAUCUAAAUCCUCCUCAACAGCCUCUACCCACGGAUACAAUCGCUGCUGCAACCAAAGCAAUCACAGCAGACCCCAAUUUCCAAUCUGCUUUAGCAGCGGCUCUCACAUCAAUCAUUGGCGCUGGCAAUAAUGGGGGUGUAACUCAGCCUGCUGGAGAGAGUUUGGCACAAAAGUUGAAAUGUGGGGAGCAGACAUUUCCAGUGGCUUCUAGUUACUCACAAACUGUGAAAGGGAAUGGCUGUGCCUCAAGCUUCUUGAACAAAUCUCCUUCGACUAGUUCACAGCCUGGGAGUUUGAUGUUUCUACCGUCUUCUUUGCCAUUUACAACGCCCAAGAGUGCAUCCGCAUCACCUGAUAAGGACGGGGAGGCGUGGAAAGUUGAAGUACAAGAUUGGUUUUUCCACAAAUUUAUUUGGUCAUGAUUUACAACCUGCUAAUUAUCCAGCUAGCCGGAGAAGGAAAAUGUCAUUCAUUGACUAAGCCAUAAGCUCUCACAAAUCACUUGGAAAAUGGCAAUUCGAACCUGAAUAUAUAAAUUAUACCCGAUUUUUUACAUUCCAACAUGCAUACCAUUUUCAUGGUUUUGCAUGAUCAAGCUCAACUGCAUGAAUGGCCUUCAAUUUUUUGACUUACAGUUGAGUCCUCAAUGCAAGAGACAUAAGCUGCAAGUUGUUGAUUUAUGGCAUGGGUCUUUAAGCAUGGUGCAACAUGAUGAAAGGAUAAGAAGAGGCAAAUUCUCAUUCUUAAACAUCACAGGAUAAUAGUUUUUCAUUGACCAUAUUAUGAAACACGUGCACGUUUUUCAAUUCUUAUCCUUGAUUUUAUGAGAUAUAAAGCUGUUAGAUCGGCAUCCAAAAUCAAGAAAGUUAUGCUAUAUUGCUUGGUCUUCCCUGGCAGGUCAUUUCAAGCUUAACGUUGAUGGUUCAAUGGUUGAAAAUUCAGGUGAGUUACCAACUGUUGGUAUUUUCUGUGAUAGUGAUGGAAAAUGAGUGCUGUUUGGUUUUGCGAAUGGUUGUAUUUUCAAAUUAAAGCUGAACUUAAUGCAGUUUUGACUUGUCUUCAACUUGCACGAAACCAGCUCUUGGUGGAUUUGGCUUCAGAUUCAAGUUUCAAUUCCCUCUUUCUCCUCGUAUCAAAAGAAAAGGAAUAUAUUGAAUCAAUGGAGAGAUCUUAGUCAGCAUAGCAUUCCAUAAAUCAUGUUUUAAGGUGUUGCAGCUGAUACUAGUUGUGGAAAACUGGAAAUGAGUGAAUGAAAUCGUAUGUUCCCCAUCAAAAGGAAAAAAAGAACAUGAAAUUACAAGCAAGCAGACGUCAGAUAAAUGUUGGCGAUGCAACCUCAACUAAAUUUCGGACACAGGUAGCCCAAGCAGGACAUGUUAUG